AUGCAUGAAGAAGAAAGUAUUGCAGCUUAUUUCUUGAGAGUUGAUGAAAUUGUGAACUCUCUAAAGGGCUUAGGAGAAAAGAUUGAAGAUAAAACUAUAGUUCCAAAGAUUUUAAGAUCGCUACUUCUAAGAUUUGAUGCCAAAGUUUCAACUAUUGAAGAGAUGGCUGACCUUGACAAGUUGAUAGUAGACAAGCUACAUGGAAUCUUGACAGCUUAUGAAAUGAGAACAAAUGUUGAAUCUUCUUCAAAGAAAGAAAAGGCCUUCAAAGAUUCAAAUAGAAAUAAAGAAAAGGAACGAGUGUCUAGUGAAAGCUCUAAAGAAGAAUCUAAAUGUGAAACAACACACUUUGUGAGAAAGUUAAAAAGAGGUUUUGGUAAGUAUAAGGGCAAGUUGCCCUUAAAAUGCUUUAACCAUGGAAAAAUAGGUCACUUUGCAUCCAAGUGCCCUUAUGAGAAGGAGGAGCACAACAGCUAUGAGAAAAAAACUAAACACAACAAUAAGAAAUUUAUGAGAAAAGGAAAGAAGUUUCGCAAUUUCAGAAGAAGUAUCUACUCCAAAGAGGAAAGCAGUUCCUCUGAUGGAAGUGAUGAAAAGUCCUUGAAUGACGAGAUUUUAUUCAUGGCUCUAGAAGAGACUUUAACUAAAAAUCAAGAGGAAGAAGACUAUUUUGAGGAAGAUGAGGUUGAAGUUGAACUUGAGCAAGAACUUAUUAGUGCCCUAAGUGAGAUUAAGAAGUUUAAAGUUACUGUUACAAGAAGAGAGUAA
Cryptomeria japonica (Japanese cedar) is the source of this 768-nucleotide messenger RNA. RefSeq lists its product as uncharacterized. Bases 1 to 768 code for a protein of 255 amino acids. NCBI's taxonomy places the organism in Eukaryota, Viridiplantae, Streptophyta, Pinopsida, Cupressales, Cupressaceae. The transcript has a single exon. Gene Ontology annotation, molecular function: nucleic acid binding; zinc ion binding. The record is from RefSeq and is a predicted model, not a curated record.